UUUUAACAAUUCGCCCGCCUGUCAAAAUAUCUAAAUUUUGUUACAGUGUUCCUUAUUCCCAUAUUCUUAUUUGAGAUAAGAUUUAUAAACAAAUCCAAAUUAUAUUAUUAUCUACAUUUUUCAUUUGCAAUUUUGUGUUUAUAUGUUUAGUGAAUUAAACAUUUAUAGCAAGCAGCACAGUACGUUUUUUGGUUAGUUCACAAGUAACCCAUUUAUUAUUAUUAUUUUCUUUGUAGCUUUUUAGUAAUGCUAUUGUGGUAUGCAAGUGGAUUGCAGAGCUCUGCAGGAGGAUGUGUCGAUUUUCGGUAGCGAGCAUGCAAAGGAUGCUUGAUUUCAAUACUCCAUCAGAAGGAGAUUCUGGAAUAUUCGCUACUUCUAACAAUCAUCGAUAUCUUCUCAACUAAUCGCUUAUUAUGAUGACUAACCAGAUCUUGAACUUGGAAUUCCUAUGGCUACUCAAUAGAGAAGAUUCUUUAGAAGUGAAUACGAUUAUUGAUGCUAGAUCAGGGGAAAAUUCUCUGAAACCUUCUGGACCUUUGUUAAAAUUAAAAAGAGAUCUAUCUGAAUAUUGUGGAUUUCCAGUUUUUAUAAAAGAUUGUAAGAAAAGGGUUGAAUUUGCUGAAUCUAACAAUCAAGAAAAUGAGAAAAAAAGUAAAAGUGACUAUUCAUUGUUUCAUCUAGAAUGUCUUUUUCAUGUCUUUUGUUCAAUUGACUUGGAAAAGAACCCAGAAGUUGAUUUUAGACGAUUUGUAAGUCUGUUUUAUUCUACUAAAUAUGGCCAUCUUGAGUCAGAAGUAUACUUGAGAUCUACUUCUGUUCCUUUUACUAUUGAAGAUAAUCUUUUAACUGAUGCUAAUACUAUUGAUGCUAUAAAAUUUUCACUUGGUAAUUUUGUAGGACUAAAUAAGUUUUGUGAACGUUUUGACAGUAAGGUUUCUGUUGAAAAAGAUAAAUAUAAAAUAACUCAAGUUAAGCUUUUAUUAUUACAUGAUUAUAAGAAACUCAUUUUGUAUUUUUUAGUGGGCAAAGAUUGUCCCAUUAAAAGGCGUAAUAAAACCACACAUAAUUGGUAUAAAUUUGAACUGCAAUAUUCAUCUAUUUAUUCCAUUAUAAUUUCGAAAAGUGAUGAUUUAACGUUAUAUUUCCGAUUGUUGCUGCCACCAUUAAUGUAUUCUAUGAUCCAUGAUAGUGAAGAGGAAGAUUGUAUACCUUUUUAUGAAAUUGACUAUACUACUUCUUGGUUCAGAGCUGUUGAUCUCUAUGAUGGUCGUCCUCAUCUGAAAAAAGAACUCACUAUGAAUACUGUUCUAAAACUUGAUCUUAAGAGAGAAGAUUAUGAUUUUUUAUUUCAAAUAAUAGCAUACUGCAAAAGCAUUCAACUCUUUUUUGCUCCAGUCUCUGUUAUUAAGAGCUCAAUUCCUCCUGUAACAUUAACAUUUUUCCCGAAUUCAAAAUCUAAUGCAAAUGAAAAGAAGCAGAAAAAAGAAGAUAAAGAAGCAGAAGAAAAGAGGAAAAAAGAAGAGUUUGAGUGUUUUUAUGCUUUACAGUGCAUCCUGACUCACAGUUUUGAAAUAAAUGAUCAACUUGUCUUUAGGAAAGAAAGUGACCUUGCCAAAUUAUUUGUGCAAGAAAAAAGUAAAGAAAAUCCUACUGCAUUAAGUCGUGCACUCUAUCAGAUUUAUGAUUCUAUUAUUAAAAGAAAUGUAGUAAUGUUUAUGGAAUCUCUGAAAUAUUUGUAUGAUUGUUUUAAAAAAGAAGAACCUAAAACAGUUAUUGAUGAUUUUUUUUCUAGGAAUCAAAGCCAUUUGCUUUUAAUUAAACGAGCUAUUCUUACACCAACUCAUGUUGUUCUGUUACCACCUCAACCAACUUUAAAAAGUCGAGCUUUACGAGAUUGUGAAUUUGAUUACUCUUUGAGACUAUCAAUUAAGGAUGUGAAUAUAGACUUCAUUCAUUUUUCUGUCAAAGCUUUUGGUACUGAUUCCAUGGAACGUCAGCGUAAUUUUUUCGAUACUUAUUACAGAAGUACUUUGCUUAAAGGAUUCAGUAUAGGUAAACGCAAAUACAAAUAUGUUGGGAGUUCAACUAGUCAGUUGAAAGGUCAUGGUUUGUGGUUUUAUGCUCAAGAUAGUAAAGGCAGGACAUCUGAGGACUUAAGAAAACAGUUUGGGUCAUUAGAGAAAAUCCGCCUGGUGCCAAAGUAUAUGGCUCGUAUGGGACAAACAUUCUCCCAGUCUAUGGGACAUAUUCGAGUCCCACAAGAUUGGACUAAUGUAAAAAAUCCGGAUGAUGACAUUGAAGGAGGUGUCAUCACUGAAUUUCUUACAAUUUAUGAACAAAAACAGAAAAAAAAGUUUCUCCAAGUAGAGCCAGAUAAUGAAGAUGUUGAAGUAGAGGACAAAGUUGAGGAAAAUCCAACUGAGAACGUUGACCGCUAUAAUUUUUCUGAUGGCAUUGGUAGAAUAUCACCUGAGCUUGCUGAUGAGGUGUACAAAGAGUUAGAUGUACUUGAUCAAAGACCAUCAGCUAUGCAAAUCCGGUAUGCAGGCUGCAAAGGUAUGCUGGUUGUUGAUCCUACACUUGAAGGGAAAGUUAUUAAAUUUCGCAAAAGUAUGAAGAAAUUUGAUUCAGAUAAUGACUCUUUGGAAAUUCUGAAAUUUAGUGAGAAACGAUCUUGUUUCCUGAAUCGUCCCUUCAUUACCAUUUUAGAACAGUUAGGUAUAAGCAAAGAAGUAUUUCUUAAACUUCAGAAAGAGAUGAUUCAGAAACAUAUCUGCAGUAUGUUCCAUGAAUAUGAAGCGUAUGAAUUUCUCAAUUGUCACUCUUUACUUCGUUUUGACUUUUUGGGCAUGCGCAAGGCUGGAAUUCAUUUCACUGAAGAUCCACUUUUUCGUUCCAUGAUUUACUCUUUGUUCCAAAAGCAGAUAGAACUGCUUAAAAAUAAGGCUAAUAUUGAAAUUCCUGUUGACAAAGGUCGAAAUAUGUUUGGUGUAGUUGAUGACACAUUUACUUUGGAAUAUGGGCAGGUAUUUGUGCAAUACAGUGACUGGGAAACAAAUAGACCUAUUGUUGUUGAAGGAACAGUAGUUGUGACAAAGAACCCAUGCAUGCAUCCUGGCGAUGUUCGAAAAUUUGAAGCUGUGUAUGUAAAAAGCUUGCUGCACAUUAAAGAUUGCAUUGUUUUUCCUGCUAAAGGGCCACGGCCACAUCCAGAUGAGAUGGCAGGUUCUGAUUUGGAUGGUGAUGAGUAUCAUGUAAUGUGGAUUAAAGAAUUGAUUUUUGAUGGUGAGAACUAUCCUCCUAUGCACUAUGCUGUCAAGGACAAAGCUAAAGAACUUGACAGGCCUGUCAUGAUAUCAGAUGAAUUGGACCACCUGUGUAAUUACAUAUUCAAUGAUAAAGUUGGUCUCAUUGCAACUGCACAUUUAGUGUGGGCAGAUCAAAUUAAGCAAGGUAUUUUCAGUGAUUUAUGUAUUCGCCUUGCCAAACAAUACUCCCUUGCAUUAGAUUUUGCUAAGUCGGGAAAAGCAGUUGCAAGAAACCCUAAAGACCGGCCGUACAGGUAUCCUGACUUUAUGCAAAAACUUGAUGAAAAGAAGACAUAUUUAUCACCUAAUGCCCUUGGUAUCCUCUUUCGCAGUUGCAAGAGAUUAGAAUUAGGUUUGGACACUGAGCGAAAUGAAAUAGAUUAUAAGUUGGACAAUGCCCUAAUACAUGAGAAAUGGGAUAAAAAGUAUAAGAAGUCAGCUAUAAGAAUUUAUAAAAGGUACUGUGAUAAAAUAGAUUUUUUUCUGAAAACGUAUAACUUUGAAAAUGAAGGCCAGUUUUUAGCUGGAGCCCUAAUCAAUCCACCAAAGUAUUAUGAAAAUAGGCAUGACCUUGGUAACAUCAUGGCACUUAUUGAGUUUGAAUCACAGUGGAUUUUUCGAGAUUUACAGAAGAAGUUUUUUGAAGAAUUUGGUGGAAGGCCACAGGAUGGGAUAUAUACUGAUGAAAUGUUGCAGAAGGCUAGUGCAUGGUACAUGGUGACUUACAGCAAAACUGAAAAGACAGGUUCUCAUUUCUUUGGAAUGCCUUGGGCUGUUUCAGAUGUCUUGGUGGAAUUAAAAAAAAGAAAUGAGCUCCUAAAUAAGUCAUCAAAUAUAGCCUCCAAAUCCCUCUUGGAAGAAACUAUAGAUAAAGCAGUCUCAAAACACUUUACAAUGCUUGAUGCUGAUGCUGAUACAGAGGUAAUACAUGAAAAUCGUCUAUCUGUUCUAGAUGUUGCCUGUACAAUACUUGCUAAAUGGAUCAAGUCUCAGAGGGAAUAUUUUUCAGACCCUGAUAUUAAAAAAAUUGAGAAAUGCAUUGAUAAAGAAUUUUCUGCCAUAACAAUGGAUAUUGCAACUAGAGAUUCCACAUACAUAGAGACACUGAAACGUGACAUGAAAAUUAAACGAGCGAUUUCUCCUGCUCACAAUGUAAUUGAGACAAUUUUGCAUGUAGCCAGCAUUGGUAUUCAAAAUCCUGAGAACCAGCUGUCUGAUAUUAGACAAGAAUUGGGUUUGCUGGCUUGGGUGACACUUAUCAAAUUAGCAUGCACUUACAACCCUCAGUACCUUGGAGUGGCAAAUGUAGGAAGUGAAUAUGCCAAUACAGUCUUCUAUAAAAGUCAAGACAAUAUAAUUGACACUCUUCAGCUUCCCCUGUUUGAAAAAGGUAAUAUAACCAAUUUAAAGUUCAGCAAGAAGGUGGUACAGCAAAUAGAUGGUGUCAAAGAAUACUUGAAGCAGCAAACAAAAUUGAAAAAUAUUGAUUUCCGUAUUGUUGCUGGGAGUGACGGGAAUUACUUCAUGAGAUUGACUGUACAAGGAACUAGGUAUUCCAUUGAAAGAUUAAAAGACAUUGUUGUCAUGGAUGAGUUUUUUGAUGCUGUGAUUUCUAAUCAACCCAUUUCUUCAUAGGUCAAAUAGAUCUUGUGAGAAAAUCCUGAAGCAUAUCGCACUGAGCAAGUGAACUUUUUUGUUGUAUAAUUAUAUUUGAAGCUAUGAUUUCUGGUUACUGUUUGUGUAUUAUUAUGUUUCUCUAUAUUUUAAUUUUUAAAAUUCCAGACUUUUCUUGAAAAUCCUAAGAAAUCGCAAUCAGUGUUUAUUUUAUUUUAUUGCAAAAUUUUAGACCAAAGAUACUUCUGAUGUUCUGUUAGCUGUGAUUUUACCUUUGUAUCUAUUAUAUACAUUUUUCAUGUUAUUCUUAAAAAAUGGUCGAGAGUUUUUUGAAAAGUAAGUUGUUAUGCAGUGUCGAUUAUCAAGCACACAUACUCUACAUUUCAUUUAUAAUGUUAUUAUGAGUGAUAAUGAAGUAAAUGAGCUUUAAUGAUUGAUUUUAUCAAAGCAUUCAAUGUCAGAAAUCUGUAUUUUGGAUGCAGAUUUUUAAAAAAUUAACUGUUACUGAAUAAUUGGUAAAUAUAUUAAAAGAUCCAGAUAAGUAUGAGAAAAUUCAUUUGAAAAUUAAGUACUGAAUUUUCACAUUAAAUACAUUGAUUUUGAACUAAAAUGCAUAAUGAAACUGUAUUUAUAUAUUUUAUUAAAUGUUUCAGUUAACCUUCUUACCCUUCUAGUACAUAGCUUUUUGGUAAUUUGUAUUUAAAGCUGAAAUUUUAACUUUCUACUUAACUAUGAAAAAAGU
This is a messenger RNA of Argiope bruennichi, 5664 nucleotides long. RefSeq lists its product as uncharacterized. The record is from RefSeq and is a predicted model, not a curated record. Gene Ontology annotation, molecular function: RNA-directed RNA polymerase activity. Bases 414 to 4943 code for a protein of 1509 amino acids. Gene Ontology annotation, cellular component: nuclear RNA-directed RNA polymerase complex. Gene Ontology annotation, biological process: siRNA processing. Lineage: Eukaryota; Metazoa; Arthropoda; Arachnida; Araneae; Araneidae. The transcript has 9 exons.